CAUCCGUUCGUCCUCAGUGCAGGGCAACAGGACUUUUGGCUCAACAUGGCAGCAGCAGCUAUGUUGCUACAGUGUUGUCCAGCACUUGUCCAGGGUACCACAGGCCUUCGAGGGAAGAUGAUUAAGGCUCACCAGUUCCUGUUUAAUAUUGUACGCUGUCCUAUUCUUGCCAUUCAAAGACCAACUUGUUCUCAAAUACAUCUGAAUGUAGCAAAGGCUGGAGGAGACUCUGCAUCAUGGGCCAAGAGUCACUGUCCCUUCAUGUUGACUGAACUACAGGAUGGGAAGAGCAAGAUUGUGCAGAAGGCACCCCCGGAAGUCCAGGAGGAUGUGAAGACUUUCAAGACAGGAAAUCAUGUCUUUGGUUAUGACCAGUUUUUCAGGGACAAGAUCAUGGAGAAGAAACAAGACCAUACCUACCGUAUAUUCAAGACCGUGAACCGCUGGGCUGAUGCUUACCCCUUUGCUCAGCAUUUCUCUGAGGCAGCUUCAGCUUCAAAAGAUGUAUCUGUCUGGUGCAGUAAUGACUACCUGGGCAUGAGCCGACACCCUAGGGUAUUGAGAGCCACACAGGAGACCCUGCAGCGUCAUGGAGUUGGAGCUGGUGGCACCCGCAACAUCUCAGGUACCAGUAAGUUUCAUGUGGAGCUAGAGCACGAGCUGGCUGAGCUACACCAGAAAGACUCAGCCCUGCUUUUCUCUUCGUGUUUUGUGGCCAAUGACUCUACUCUCUUCACUUUGGCCAAGACACUGCCAGGAUGUGAGAUUUACUCAGAUGCAGGCAAUCACGCUUCAAUGAUCCAAGGUAUCCGCAAUAGUGGAGCAGUCAAAUUUGUCUUCAGACACAAUGAUCCUAACCACCUUAAGAAACUUCUAAUGAAGUCAAACCCCAAGACUCCCAAAAUUGUGGCCUUUGAAACUGUUCAUUCUAUGGAUGGUGCUAUCUGUCCCCUUGAGGAGUUGUGUGAUGUGGCUCACCAGUAUGGGGCUCUGACCUUCGUGGAUGAAGUUCAUGCAGUAGGACUAUAUGGGACCCGGGGAGCUGGUAUUGGAGAGCGUGAUGGAAUUAUGCACAAGAUUGACAUUAUCUCUGGAACUCUUGGUAAGGCCUUUGGCUGUGUGGGUGGCUACAUCGCUAGCAACCGUGACUUGGUGGACAUGGUGCGCUCUUAUGCUGCGGGGUUCAUCUUCACCACUUCACUGCCCCCCAUGGUGCUCUCUGGGGCUCUGGAAUCCGUGAGGCUGCUCAAGGGAGAAGAGGGCCAAGUCCUAAGGCGGGCUCACCAGCGUAAUGUCAAGCACAUGCGCCACCUACUAAUGGACAGGGGCCUUCCUGUCAUCCCCUGUCCCAGCCAUAUCAUCCCUAUCCGGGUAGGUGAUGCAGCACUCAACAGCAAGGUCUGUGACCUCCUGCUUUCCAAGCAUGGCAUCUAUGUGCAGGCCAUCAACUACCCAACUGUCCCUCGAGGUGAGGAGCUGCUACGCCUAGCACCCUCCCCGCACCACAGUCCUCUGAUGAUGGAAGACUUUGUGGAGAAGCUACUGAUGGCCUGGUCUGAAGUGGGACUGCCACUCCAGGAUGUUUCUGUGGCUGCCUGCAACUUCUGUCACCGUCCUGUGCACUUCGAGCUCAUGAGUGAAUGGGAACGUUCCUACUUCGGGAACAUGGGACCCCAGUAUGUUACAACCUAUGCUUGAGAAGCCAGCUGCUUCGCAUCAACACUGCACCUGAACUUGAGGCUACAUCUUCUCUUCUCUGCUUUGUUUACUUUCUUGUUGAUUUGAAUCUGAAAAUAAAGAGCAAAUCGCAACAUUUGUAGCCUCUUGUUGAACAGAAACAAACAGUUGCACUAUAACUUGUACCUGACUCCCUCAGAAAACUGGCCAUGAAAAAAAUAUAGGUCACUUGCUGGUUCAGAAUUUUGUGAAUAGUGGAAACGCUGGUUUCCACCCACUCUAGUAUCAAAGGUCCAAUAUCCCACCACAACUAACCCCCACCUUUCAAUCCCUGCUCCCAGGUCACAACAAUGAUUAGACUGUAUAGUGUCAGUGUCCAGAAAAAGAUACAAAAAAGAUGCCCAAACACCUCUGCUACUUGUGCAAAGAAUCUAGAUGCUUAGUAAUUUUGUUUGAAAAUGGUUUCCAACAAAAAUCCAGGCACUUCCUCUUCAUUGGGAGAUCUGGAAACCAAGGUCCCAGAGUAGGUUCUGAAGCCAUAAGCAGUCUUUAGUCAAAAUGCCUGUAGGAGUGCUUCUCCAAAAUUUGGAGGCAUUUUCCAGGAAAGGGAAUGAAUAUCUUCCCCCCUCAGUCCAUUCAUUGCAUUUUCUCCCAUAGCACUUUACAAAACAGAACUUACCAGCUCCUCUUUUCAUAAACAGGAGACAGCUUGGCUCUAUAUUUUUGCUUUUGGGCCAAUACAUGGUAGUGUUCUAGGUUUACUCCUGCUGGGGCUCAGGGGAGUGUAUGAGGGUCAGGGAUCGAACCCAGGUUGGUCACAUGCAAGGCAAAACACCCUAACUACAGUACUGCCCCUAGAGCCCCAUAAUAACUUAAGACAUUGCUUCCAACUUCCCAAGUCCCACCACACAAAAAACACUUGAAUAGCACACUUUGGUAAACUAAUAUACUACCUGCUUAGAAAGUACUCUUUCCUUAAGUAUAAUUCUAGGCCUUGCCUGGCGAUUCUAUGACUGAAGAGACUAAUUUCUUUCUACCCUGUAAUCCAUUUGUGGAAGCUAUAGGCCAUAGCACUUGGGAAGAACUAGUUUAAGAUAAAGUACAUAUGAGUACUUAUGUGUGUAUAUAUAUAUAUAUAUGCUGAAAUAUACUGUAUAUUCUGUCCUAUGUCUACCACCCUAAAUAGUGCACGGCACCUCUAAAAUUCAGAAUUCUUUGUAAGGAGCACUCCUUCCUUCCCUUUCCCUACAGGUUUUUAUCAAGGUACAGGCCGAUCUUAACAUGGUAUUGAGAUUUAACUCAAUUUAACACUUAACUCAUAAAUCCAAAAUAUCCACACAAAACAAACUAAAAAGACAAAGACAUGUGGGCUAGAGUACAGGUUGUCACUUGCCUUACAUGCAGCUGACCCAGGUUUGAUUCCCU
This is a messenger RNA of Sorex araneus (European shrew), 3102 nucleotides long. RefSeq names its product 5'-aminolevulinate synthase 2 (gene ALAS2). NCBI's taxonomy places the organism in Eukaryota, Metazoa, Chordata, Mammalia, Eulipotyphla, Soricidae. Gene Ontology annotation, molecular function: pyridoxal phosphate binding; 5-aminolevulinate synthase activity. Gene Ontology annotation, biological process: erythrocyte development; hemoglobin biosynthetic process; heme biosynthetic process. The record is from RefSeq and is a predicted model, not a curated record. Gene Ontology annotation, cellular component: mitochondrial matrix; mitochondrion. The transcript has 10 exons. The coding region runs from base 46 to 1698 and encodes 550 amino acids.